Molecule: messenger RNA, 1482 nt
Organism: Schizosaccharomyces cryophilus OY26
Lineage: Eukaryota; Fungi; Ascomycota; Schizosaccharomycetes; Schizosaccharomycetales; Schizosaccharomycetaceae
Product: ZC3H3 protein
Exons: 3
Coding region: 289-1425 (378 amino acids)
Cellular component (GO): nucleus
Molecular function (GO): metal ion binding
Source: RefSeq, a predicted model, not a curated record
CCACCACCCAAUUUUUCUUGGUAGAAUCCAGAGUGUAGUUUUGACAUAUUUUAUUGUAACAAAUUUUCUCUUUUUUUAACAAAAUAGAAAACUUGAAAGUUGGCUGAAUAUUGAUUAGAAAAGCCAUUAUAAAAAAAGAAGUUGUUUAUUUUUUUGGACUACAAGGACUUAUUUCUGGCCUUAUUUUUUUUCUACCUUAGAUUUUUUUGUUUUACAUCUUUUAGUUGUUUCUCAAAGUUAAACUAUAUUUAUGUGCUGUUCAAAUUUCUCACAUUAAAUUUUUAAAAGAUGGACGAACAGCAAUUAUUGCAGCAAAUAGCCUCUCUUGCCGGCGCAAUCAACACUUACAAGAAUCAACAAGGAGUUACAAAUCCCCCAGAAAACCAAAAUACGAAAUGGAAAGCUAAAAAGUUUCCGCGAGCUGCAUCUCGAAAUCAGUCGCUCGUAGUGAACCCCUCUACAAAGGUCCCUCGGCCAUCUGGUGCAUCGGCACCCUACUCAAUUCCUUCAACGCAUCAUAACAUAAAGAAUGACGAAAAUUCCAUUACCGAUACUUCCCAAUAUGUAUCCAAAAAAGAUCGGCAUAUGCAGCUAAUUCGAAAAAAUAUUUUUGAGCUUGAUCUGCAGGCUAGGCAAGCUAGCUUGGAGUCCUACCGCGAAAAAAUCAAAAAUGAACGACGAUCACGUAUCCAAAACUACAUCCAAAGUACUCUGCAGAGUGGAAAGAAACAGCUUUUAUCAAUAGACAACCGUACUUAUUUGGCUGACGUUUCCAGUACAAGUGUUUUAGAAUACGUUGACGAAGACCCAAGCCCUCCGAAACACCUUUAUUGGAAUAACAAAGCUUACAUACAAACAAAGAAGAAUAUUUAUAAGGAGGUAGGCAAUUCUCCGUCUAGUGUCUAUUGCCGAUAUUAUAAUUCCAGUGGUUACUGUGCAAACGGAUCUUCAUGUAUGUUUGUACAUGAUCCUACCAGAAGAAUGAUUUGUCCAAAGUUUUUGAACGAGAAAUGUACAAAAGGUGAUAACUGUAGCCUUUCACAUGAUUUGGACACGAAGCGAAUACCCGCUUGCUAUUACUUUUUACAGGGUAAAUGCAAUAAUGUGAAUUGUCGUUAUGUUCAUGUACACUAUUCUGAGACUGCACCUAUUUGUUUUGAAUUCGCCAAGUAUAAUUAUUGCGAACGCGGCACUUCGUGCAAAGAGAAACACAUAUUACAGUGCGGUGAAUUCGCCAUCAAUGGUUCCUGUGCUAAUCCCCAAUGCCGUCUAUAUCAUGGAGCCCUUGAGAAGAGUGGUGAUCGAAAAACAGCUGACAAGCAAAAGGAUGCAACAAAUAUAGCAAAUAAUAAUUCUGGUGUAGACCAUAAACCGGCAGAUAUGAAUCAGUCAGUAGAUGAUAAUAUCGACUUUAUAUCGCUUUAGGCUUAGUUUAAUAUAGAUUAAUCAUAGAAUGAGAUGAAUAAUAAUGCGGAAUAUAAC